Messenger RNA from Diabrotica balteata, 647 nucleotides. The record is from the annotation of a GenBank genome assembly. Lineage: Eukaryota; Metazoa; Arthropoda; Insecta; Coleoptera; Chrysomelidae.
GAACUACUGUUCCUGUUGUUUUCCUAUCACUGUCAUUUAAUUACUUCAAAAUUCGAUGUUACUUUAAUAUAAUGCUUACAUCAAGCAAUUCGUUUAAUUUACAAUAUCAAAAAAGACUUUUUAUUUGAUUUUUAUAGAAAAAAAAAAUACCCUGACUCGGGGCAAUUAUGUCAGACGAUGAAGAAAAAACAGAGAAAUGUCUUAUUACAGAGCUAAACGAAAAUACCUUUCUAAAAUUCUUGAAAUCGAAAAAACAUGUAUUAGUUAUGUUCAUGUCACCAUACUGCCCUCAUUGUAGAAAAACUAAACCAAAAUUUCAAGAAGUUGCUGAACAUUUUAAAGAAGACACUAGUGUAUCUUUUGCUCAGGUAGAUUGUACUGUUAACACUGAACUAUGCAACGAUAAUGACGUUGAGGUGUAUCCUUUGAUUAAGUACUUUAAUUUUGAGAAGAGGUCAGAAGAAACAUAUGAAGGAAAAAAGACGGUUCCAGCAUUAAUAGAAUUCAUCGAAAAAUUAAUCGCAUAAAUUUUCUACGUGGUAAAAUAUCAGUUAGUGUUUUAUGUUAAUUUCAUUUUGUGUUAAAUUGUGAAUCAUGCUAUAUUUGAAUAAUGUUUAGCAAUAUUAAUUUAGAUAAUAAAUGAAGGA